AUUGCACGCUAAUUUUUUGUUUUCCGAUCAGUCAGCUACGUACUUCUCCUGCAUUCAGACGCUCCGUCCAUAUUUCACUGCAUCAACGCACCAUGCUUUACAAGGCGGACUCUUUGCAUCGGUUAGAGAUGCACGUUGUUUGUGUAUUAGUCUCCGUCCUUUUGGUGCUGGAAGGAUCAUCAUUGGUGGAAUGUUUGGUGGACGAACUGGAAACGGAAUGCAGCGAGCCUGCCCGUUUUAAGAGCGAAGCGGCACCACCCACUGUGACCUUCCCAUUCCGUACGGAUGGUCUCACCAGAGCAGAAUUCUGUCUGCGUUUCGCUAAAGAAACAAGCUGCAGUCAAGUGAUGUUCAGUUCAACGUAUCAGUUUGACAACUGUCUUAAUGCCACCGACCAGGAAAUUCGUGCGCACCCUUGGGGACAUUUUAUUGAGAAAACGUACAUCGACUUCAACUGUCCGGAAAAGGUUCGGGAGCAUAUGAUAGCAAUAACGAAAGCCAUUAGUGGAAUAAGCCCAACGCGAGCGAUAACGAUCGCUUUGUACGAUAACACCGACGAUCGAUGGCUUGCAAUUCAUAAUGACGUCAUCGAACCGGUACGAAACCAGGUUAUUCAGCUGUCUGCCUUAUUCUGCAAGUCACCCAAUAUCACAGCCAAAGUGUUUGCCAUGGGAUGCUGCCAAACGUUCUACGUUUCCAGCUGGGUUGGUACUGCCAUGGUCUGGUAAUCAGAAAAGCCGACUUCUCGCGUAUGCCGCAAGUGCGCGCUGUUCAGUUUAUAACGUCGACAACGAUCGCCGAAAUGGAGCCAUAUACCUUCACCGAUUUGAGCAAUCUACAAAUCCUCACCCUGGAAGGCGCAAUUGCUGGGGAUCUGUAUUCACGUGCAGAGAACGAUCACCCUGAAGCUAGGGGUUUCUUGCCUAAUGACCAGUUUGAAAACAUUCGCCGUCUGCAUUGUGACUGCUCCUUCGCCUGGUUCCGGAAUUUCCUAAAGAAAAAACCAUACCUUACUGCUGCGAUAAAGAAAGGUGAACUCCUGAAGGUUGGGAGUUUUGUGCUACCUGAGGACGAUAUUCGAGCUCCGGGUAGCUCGGCUAAUGCAACUGCACUCACUGCUGACGAUUUACGCAGCUUUAAGGUCUCGAUGAGCGUCAUCCACAACGAAUGGUCACCGGUGCUUAGCGUUGAUUGUGCGCGGAAAUUUACCUGGAGAAACACGCAGAUCGGCGAUCAGUUUUCCUACAACACUUCCUGCUUUAAUUUUGAUUGCUGAAUCGUUGGUGGUUUGCAAAACAAAAUGUACGAGUAUGCAAAGAGACCACAUACCCGUAGACAGUGCCCUAGACCUGUAAUAAAAACUGGCAGAGCA
Molecule: messenger RNA, 1372 nt
Organism: Paramacrobiotus metropolitanus
Lineage: Eukaryota; Metazoa; Tardigrada; Eutardigrada; Parachela; Macrobiotidae
Exons: 2
Coding region: 93-728 (211 amino acids)
Source: RefSeq, a predicted model, not a curated record